AAGAAGAAACCGAACGUCCAACAAAAUGCUGACCGCGAUUUAAAAAUCGAUUUUAUUUUCUUAUUACCAUAUUGUUAUUUGUUGGUGAAUCGGCGUGAAAUAUGACGAACUCAAUGCAAGGUAUAUAUUCUCCAUUGCCCCAAUCGUUGAGUGACUCCGAUUCAGAUAAAGAGAUCAGCAUGGAACCAAUUUGCGACAACUAUCGGAAAAAAACCGCUCCAGUUUAUCGACAAAACGGACAUAGCAUUCAAAUCAAAGAUGACAUAAUAAAAAUAAAAAGAGGGGCCAGCAAAAUGUCGACUACCCGAAAAGUCGCCUUUGUGUGUUCUAUUAUUUUGUGUUUCUUGCCAAUUAUUAUAUUUUUGUGGGUAUUGCCCUGUUCGGAACUUCACACUUGCCCCGUCAAGAUAAAGGAUUGGACGUAUCAGCAAGAAGAUGUGGAGCUCGUCGGCGAAAUUCACUUGGUGGAUGGACUGUACAAGACAAAUUUGAAUUUAGCGAUUCUCUAUAAAGGGAGCUAUCACUCGCCCAAGCUGUUGAAACACGGGGUUUUGUCAUUUAUUGGGACCACUGGAGCAGUGGCGUGGGACUUCCAACAGGAAACUGAACCGCACCAAAUGAAUUGCACUGUCAUUGAUGUAGAUUCAAAUGGAAAUUUCGAUUGUCUUGUGGUAGACGAUAAGGGACUUAAGGCGAUAGAAACCGUUUCAGGGCAAGCGCUGUGGCACGCCCAUUCGGCAGAAGAGAAAAAGACUGUUAGAGAUUUAAGCUUGCCAGUGGCAAUUCCAGAUUUGAAUAAUGAUGGUGUAGAUGAGCUACUCAGUGUAUUUGAAAGGAAGAGUUUUUUAGUACUCUCUGGAAAAACCGGUAGAGCUUUGGCAUAUAUUCAAGUGCCGGGAUGUGUAGAAAUUUCAAAGUUAUUCUUAAAUGUCCACCUUAGAUACUUAUGUAAGAAUGGGACCCUGUACGAGGUAACCAUUGACGCCAUACAAAAGUUUAUUGCGGACAGCCGUUUUAAAAUAAGUCCCCAUAAAAUUAACUACGGAAUUAAUGAAAACGUGUAUAUGGCGGGCAAUAUGCGUUUAACGGUCACUAACGGCGAAGACUGCCCAAAGUGCCGUUCGAUAAUAACCCUUACAGACGAGAACAAUAAGUUGGUGAAAAGCUGGCCAUUUGACAAUGCUUACAUACUGGAUCCAAAGUUUUUGUUUUUCGACUCAGCUAAGACCAAGUCGGAUUCGUCGAAAGGCCGCGUUAAUGGCUUCAUAGUCAAAAUUUGGCAGUGGUCUGAGCGUUACCGAAAACUGCGGCCCUCCGCUAGAAUCCAUAAACGCAACGUCCUGAUGAUAAACGUGAACGAAACGUAUUUUGUCAGGGAAAUCUCAGAACGCGUCGCUUUGGUCAUGCUCAACGACACCAACAACAUAAUCAACGUCAGUUAUACAGAAAUAAGUCAGAUCUGUGACGGCAACUCCGACAACUGUCAACCUAGUUAUGCAAACCAGAAAGACAGUUUACUGAUCGCGGACAUCGAUCGGGACGGCAGCAAAGAACUCGUGAGUUACUACAGCACGUACCUAAAGAAAAACGACGACUGGCGUCUGAUUUCCUACUUAAAAGUUUUGAGGUUGGAAGAGGAACUGCCGAAACUGUAUGGGGCCAAGAAGUGAGACCGUAAUGCGCGGUGCUAGAUAUCCAUAUCAACCGAAUUAGGUUCUGUUCUCAAUUACCGACUCUCUAUUUAGAAGGUUUGUCGCCACUUACGCGACUUCGGCUCUCUUCUCUACUAGGUAUAUGAACACUUCUCGUGAUUAAUUUUAAGUUGACUGAAAAGUACAAACUACUAUGAUUAAGUUUUCUUAUGCGCACACGACUCACUUAUGUCAGCCCAUACGUUCCUAAUUUUGGUCAGUGUUUCAUAACGACCAAGCACCUUUUACUACGUUCAAUGCUGACCUGAUUGUAUCGUGUUUCGUACAAUUCUAGUCAUUAGAAUGUGAUUUUGUUUAAUCUAGAUCCGAUUCGUUUUAUGUUCUAUUGAAAAAACUAUACCGAAACAAUUCUCCAGAAGUUAUUGUUUCGUUUGACAUGCGAUUAUUUGAUAAACUUCUUCACAGUCGUCCGCCAAGCUACUUUUGAUAGUUCUGUCAUCGGCUGUCAAACGUAAAUUCUCUUUAUUCUUCGUUUCAUUACAAAAUCGUCCGCCGAAAAACGAAACGUACGUUCUGGCAUCUGUCAUUUGGUGUUUGUGCGGUUAAACAUCUUGACUCCCUUGGCAAUAUGGUAAAAGACAAAGUGGCCUGCGACUUCGAGUGACUCAUUGACAUUUAGCUUUUAAUAUUUUGUGAUCUGAGCGUACCCUAACCAAAGUCUUAAGUGUGCUAGAAUCUCUUGUAUAUCAGAUAGACAAGGAAAAUAUAAAAAUAUUGCAACCCGUUUGGUAAACUUUCUGGGGAU
This is a messenger RNA of Cylas formicarius (sweet potato weevil), 2457 nucleotides long. RefSeq lists its product as uncharacterized. The transcript has a single exon. The record is from RefSeq and is a predicted model, not a curated record. NCBI's taxonomy places the organism in Eukaryota, Metazoa, Arthropoda, Insecta, Coleoptera, Brentidae. Bases 102 to 1670 code for a protein of 522 amino acids.